Molecule: messenger RNA, 1045 nt
Organism: Cotesia congregata
Lineage: Eukaryota; Metazoa; Arthropoda; Insecta; Hymenoptera; Braconidae
Source: the annotation of a GenBank genome assembly
UGACUGCUAACUUUAAUAUCAUUAAAUCAUCAUGUCAGCUGAUUUCAAGAUCAUAUUUUAAUUAAAUGAAUAAAAUACUAACUAAUAAUUUUAAAUUAUUAGGAUUGAAAAGUACAGACCGCAUACUUUUGAUGACAUCAUAGGAAACGAAGACACUGUAUCCAGACUAGCAGUGUUCGCGAAGCAUGGAAACGCUCCUAACAUUAUAAUCGCGGGUCCACCAGGAGUCGGUAAAACCACCACGAUUUUGUGUCUGGCUCGCGCUCUCCUCGGACCAACGCUGAAAGACACCGUGCUGGAGCUGAACGCGUCCAACGACCGCGGUAUUGACGUCGUGAGGAACAAGAUAAAGAUUUUUGCGCAGAAGAAGGUCAAUCUUCCACCAGGUACCCACAAGAUUAUCAUUCUGGAUGAAGCUGACAGCAUGACCGAGGGAGCCCAGCAAGCUCUGAGACGUACUAUGGAGAUCUUCAGCCACACCACUCGCUUCGCUUUGGCUUGCAAUACCAGUGAAAAAAUCAUUGAGCCUAUUCAGUCUCGCUGUGCUAUGCUGCGAUAUGGGAAACUCACUGAUGCUCAAGUUUUAGCUAAAAUCCUUCAAGUUUGUGAAAAAGAAAAUGUGUCUUAUACAAAUGACGGCUUGGAAGCAGUUGUAUUCACCGCGCAAGGAGACAUGAGACAAGCACUGAACAAUUUACAGUCAACUUUCAAUGGAUUUGGUCAUGUCAACAGCGAGAAUGUCUUCAAAGUCUGCGACGAACCUCAUCCAUUGGUAAUAAAAGAAAUGCUGGAGCUCUGUACUCAGGGAAAAAUUUCUAAAGCCUACGAUGUCCUCAGCAGCUUGUGGAAACUCGGAUACUCUGCUGAAGACUUGAUCAGUAAUAUCUUCAGAGUCGGCAAAAAUUUACAAAUUGACGAGACAUUGAAGUUAGAUUACAUAAAAGAAAUCGGGAUCACGCAUUUGGACAUUCUGGAUGGAAUCAACAGCUUGCUGCAACUCAACAGCCUCCUAGCUCGUUUGUGCCGUCGUUCAUUGUUAAAAUAA